This is a messenger RNA of Maudiozyma saulgeensis, 1956 nucleotides long. The record is from the annotation of a GenBank genome assembly. NCBI's taxonomy places the organism in Eukaryota, Fungi, Ascomycota, Saccharomycetes, Saccharomycetales, Saccharomycetaceae.
AUGAUUAGUUACCUUAAGUUCAUUACAACUUUGUUCGUAUUUUUAUUUGUUUCAAAUUGUGCCGAAAUCUCUGAUGUUAAUUUGUAUGAUCUUUCUAUAACUCCUACAUCUUCAAGGUUACCUCACUUAGGAUGGACUGCAUCUUUCACAUUUUUCUUUCCUGAUACUUCCUCUAUAUCUAUUGGUGACACUUUUACAUUAGAUUUAGAUUACGUUUAUCGUAUCAAAUUCGGUGGUACUACCGAAACUAGUAACAUCACUGUCGCUCUGGAUGAUGGAACCAAAGCACUUCAAUGUUACGUUACUCAACAAGCUGCCUAUCUUUACGAAUCUACAAUUUUAGAAUGUAGAGUUAUUACCGAUUUAACCUCUUACAGUUAUGCUUCUGGUGAAAUAUCAUUUGCUUUCAACUUCAAUAGUGGUGGUUCCACAAAUCAGUACGAACUUGCUGACUCUAAAUUUUUCUCUGCUGGUACAAUGAACAUUCCAUUCGGUUCUUCUAUGUCUGCUGAUGUUCAGUUUGAUGCUACUCCAAAACCUGAGAACUUUUAUUAUAUUGGUCGUUCAACUACAUACGGGAGCAUUGAAGUGUACUAUUUAGAUAUGAUAUGCCAAGAUGGUAACUUGUUGGGUGGUACAGAAACCUUUGUUUUCGAUGUCGCCGAUGGUAAAAACCCAAUCGACUGUUCUUCUGUUCAAGUAUACCUAUCUGACACAUUCAAUGAUUGGUGGUUGCCAACUUCAUACGAAAGUGUCACUCCUGAUGUUCUUUGCUACGAUAAUACAGUUGAUAUCACUAUAGAUGAUACAUCUGCUACUGGUGAUAUGUUGUUCGUAAAUGCGCUUCAAAAUUUAUAUGACGGUUCUAACAUUUUAAGUCAUACUGUUACUGGUACAUAUAGUUGUUUCAAUACACUAUCAAAUACAACAUACACAUCUACCAUUAACACAGUUGCUGUCAUUACUGCUACUGCUGGUGGGGUAUCCAUGGAUAUUUCAGCAUUUACCACUCCAUCUGUUGUGACAUCUACAACUACAACAGAAUGGACCGGCACAUACACUACUACUUAUACAACGGAAGUUACCGAAACCGUUGGUACUGACUCUACUACUACUCCAGAAAUCAUUUAUCACGUCGAGACACCAAGCAGUAUAGAACUCGAAAUUACAGUGACCUCUACUACUACUACGGGAUGGACUGGUACCUUCACCACUACUUAUUCUACUGAGACCACUGAAACCGUUGGUACCGACUCUACUACUACUCCAGAAAUCAUUUACCACGUCGAGACUCCAGUGACAUCUACCAUAUUAUCUCUAUCAACAAACAAUAAUUCAACCUGGUACACCGGCACAACUUCAACCAUUUCGAUAACCUCAACAAAAUCGUCGUCAUCGAUAAUAUCAACAAUAUCAACCACAUUGUCGUCAUCGAUACCAUCUACAUCAUUGACAUCAACAACACAAUCCACAACUUCGGACAUCGAAAGCUCUGGAACGUCCUAUUUCAGAACUGUAACCACAACUUCUAUAAUUUACUGGACAGAAUCGUACGCGACAACAUUUUCAACUGAAACACAGUACACUAUUGGUACAGAUUCUGUUACUACUCCAAACGUCGUUUAUCAUAUUAAAACACCAGAAGUUAGUACCAUAUCUACGUCAACCUUCUCUAUAUCAACCGCUUCCUCAAGCAAUACAAUUUCUCAAACUGCAUCUACUGAUAAAUCAGUAACACAGGCUUUAAGUUCAUCUACUAUUUCCAAGCCUUCUACAUCCGUAUCUACUAUUGUCACGACCAACAGUGUUACUACUUUAAUACAAUACCCAGGAAGUACAUCAUCAGUAGCAACUGCCCACCAAUCUCUAUCUAUAUUUUCAGACUCUGGUGAUAGAUCAUUUCCCCUACCCUUCCAAUUCAUAAUACUCGCUUUUAGUUCAUUAUUCAUGAUCUAA